ACCAAAAAGGCCCCCGUGGAGGUGGACAUCCUGAGCCCAGCCGCCAUGCUGAAUGCCUACUACAUCGCCCACAACGCCGCCGCCUGCCUGGAGUUCCGCGGUUUCCCGUGGUCCGGCUCUCUGAAAAAGAAAGGGAAGGGGAAGAAACGAAAGUAGAAG
Molecule: messenger RNA, 159 nt
Organism: Heteronotia binoei (common prickly gecko)
Lineage: Eukaryota; Metazoa; Chordata; Lepidosauria; Squamata; Gekkonidae
Gene: SMKR1
Product: small lysine rich protein 1
Exons: 1
Source: RefSeq, a predicted model, not a curated record